Molecule: messenger RNA, 943 nt
Organism: Nerophis lumbriciformis (worm pipefish)
Lineage: Eukaryota; Metazoa; Chordata; Actinopteri; Syngnathiformes; Syngnathidae
Gene: pcsk1nl
Product: proprotein convertase subtilisin/kexin type 1 inhibitor, like
Biological process (GO): negative regulation of endopeptidase activity
Molecular function (GO): endopeptidase inhibitor activity
Source: RefSeq, a predicted model, not a curated record
CCUCCAUCUGCGCUCCUCCCACCUGCCCCUCCCCCGCCACCUCCAUGUUGCGCACUGGCCGAGCACGCUCAGUCGGCAGAAUGGCGUCGCUCGUCUCGCUGCCGCUGCUGCUCGCCGCCGUCGCUCAGUGUGCUCCCGCAGGUCUUGGUGGGCGUGGCUUGGACCUCCCAGGAGGCGGAGUCCGACGUCAGAACCUACUGGCCUACGAUGACGAGGGCGCGCCCUAUGCCUGGCUAAGGGAUGAGGGCUGGAGUGGGCGGAGCUUGGAGCAGGCCCUCCAGCGGUUGGUGGCGAAAGGCCAGAGGCGGGAGCAAGAGGAACAGCGAGCAGCCUACGCCCGCGCCGUGCUCCGCCUCCUCGCCGAGGUGGCGGGAGACGACGUGCUGCUGGAGGAGGACGGAGCACGUGGAGACUUCCGGGGUCGGCCCCCCGCCGACUAUGAAGAGACGGGGCGGGGCCUGAGCAUGGGCCGGCCCCCGGCGCCCUGGUGGACGCUGGUGGCGCCGCAGCUGCUUGAGGCCCUGAUGGACAGGAUGGAGACGCAGGUGGGCGGGGCCAGACACGAGCGACUCCAACGAGACGAGGACGAAGACGAAGACGUGAGACGUAUGCUCGCCAGCCUCCUGUCCGUCGUAGGCCCUGACCCCGCCCCCUCCGGCCGCCGAGUCCGACGCCACGUCGAAAGCAUGGGCUCCACCCACAGGAGAAGCCGGCGGUCCCUGGACGACGCCUCCUCUCCGUCACCUAGCGACCAGCCGCCGCUGCUCAGAGUGAAGCGGCUGGACGAAGAAGAGGCGGGGCUACGACGAGUGAUACGCCGCCGAGCCCUGAGCUCCGCCCCCCAGGUGAUGCUGGGCUACAUGAGGAAGUAGGAGACGAGGAAAGGAAAUGAUGUACAUUUGUGUUGAUGUGUGUGUGUGCGACUAAUAAAGUUGAAAACGUG